AUGAUAUUCAACUUCCAAAAUGAAUAUCUCAAUCGGCAAAGUACUGUACAACUGGGUAUAACUUCCAAUAUCGAGCCAUUGGCUCAGGCCGCAGGUACCAUCAAGGAAAUCUUUCAAGACCUCCAAGACCAAGGCCAACUCCUGCAACGCUACCCAGGAACCUACAAAUGGAAAGACCCCUACUCAGACAUAGUCAACUGGAAUGCCGACCUCCAAACACGCUACCGUACAGCGGUAGGCCAAAUCGGCAACGAAGUUAUGGCAAUGGCGAUGCACUCGGAGCCCUUUGAGAACGCAUUCCGAACCGCACAGCGCACCCAAUGGUACAACCUAAUGUUACUCGUCAACGCAGAGAAAACAAGUCUCCGUAUGUUCGCCAUAGCUCGGAACGUUCCGUACGUUAGAGGCUAUCGAGCUCAUGGGCGCAACCGAUUUCUCAGGUCUCUGGGACGGUUGAAUGAACACCCGCUUACGAAUAGAGAGGAACAGAGUGUGAAUUGGCAUCCGCACCUUAUUUACCUCACUGAUAGGGGCCAACCUGCACGCUGCAACUUCACGCCCAGCGAUGCAACGGGGGAGAAGGAAAUGGUCAAUGUCUUUGAGAAUAGAUAUGUAGAGGAUCGCUUCCGGCGACAAUCACGGUUAAAAAAUUGGCCAAGUGGGUGGGGAUACCCUCGACAUCCGCAGUAUGCUGCCAUGAGGGAGGGUCAGGAUGCAAACUGGCCGGCUUGUGAGCAUUGUGGGAAAAGCGCGGUUUUUGGCGAGUAUGUCAAGGGACGGACAGUGUAUACUGCGUGGGAUGAGCAGUCCGUAUGUACGUGCUCCAAAUACGGCGGCAAACCAUGGGAACUCGAACCCCUAGUAGAAGUCUACCAAUACCCCUCCUACACCGGGUCCUCCUUCGACAUCAACCGUGGUGUACGCGCGCUGCAAAAUAUCCCCGAGGGCGAGAUCAUCGGGGAGUACUGCGGGACCUUCGUCCCGUUGCAAGAAGAAGAAGAUACGUGUGGUGACGACACCUUCCUUAUGGGUUGGGAGGGCCCAUCGCGCGACUUCUUUCAUCCAGAUGCGGAGAAGAUUCGUCUCCUCAGUGGGGGGUUGGCGGGCAAUUGGACGAGGUUUAUGAAUCAUACGGAUAAGGAGGAGGAGGUCUCGGCGAGGAUGUAUCAGUUUCCAUAUGGUGGCAAGAUGAGGAUUAUAGUGCAGGCGGCGAGGGAUAUUGUUUUUGGGGAACAGAUUCUUACGAGUUAUGGGCCGGGGUAUUUUGGGGGGGAUGGGAUGGGAUGA
Messenger RNA from Hymenoscyphus albidus, 1287 nucleotides. Lineage: Eukaryota; Fungi; Ascomycota; Leotiomycetes; Helotiales; Helotiaceae. The record is from the annotation of a GenBank genome assembly.